Molecule: messenger RNA, 999 nt
Organism: Sapajus apella (tufted capuchin)
Lineage: Eukaryota; Metazoa; Chordata; Mammalia; Primates; Cebidae
Gene: MRPL51
Product: mitochondrial ribosomal protein L51
Exons: 3
Coding region: 196-582 (128 amino acids)
Biological process (GO): translation
Cellular component (GO): mitochondrial large ribosomal subunit
Molecular function (GO): structural constituent of ribosome
Source: RefSeq, a predicted model, not a curated record
GGCCGGAACCAGGAGGGCGGGUCCUAGGCGGGUCCUGCGCCCACAGCUACCUGGGUAAGGCCCAAGAUGGCUGCCUUCACGUUAGUAUGCUUGUGAAGUCGGCGGGGACAGUUCCUGUCGUCAUCUUCUUGAGGGCCACAUUUGGUCCUCAUUUUUGGGCUUGUUUGGUGUGCUGUUGAAAGGGGGACUAGAGAGAUGGCAGGGAGCCUCUUAUGCGGGGCAGGUCGGCGCCUGUUGGACUGGGUGCCUUUGGCGUGCAGAAGCUUCUCUCUCGAUGUUCCUAGAUUGAUCGGUAUAAGGCUCACCCUCCCGCCCCCCAAAGUGGUUGAUCGUUGGAACGAGAAGAGGGCCAUGUUCGGAGUGUAUGACAACAUCGGGAUCCUGGGAAACUUUGAAAAGCACCCCAAAGAACUGAUCAGGGGCCCCGUAUGGCUUCGAGGUUGGAAAGGGAAUGAAUUCCAGCGCUGUAUCCGAAAGAAGAAAAUGGUUGGACACAGAAUGUUCGCUGAUGACCUGCACAACCUUAAUAAACGCAUCCGCUAUCUCUACAAACAUUUUAACCGACAUGGGAAGUAUCGAUAGAAGAGAAAGCUGAGAAUUGCGGAAAAGGUUCAUCUGUUAACCUGGAGAAGGGAAACUACUUUUCCCUAUGAGGAAACGGCUUUGUAUGCUCUCUGUAAUAAAGUGGGGCUUCUUUGGAAUUUGAUAGUCACAUAAUUUUGUUUUCCUUUAAUGCUGCCUCUACUCAUGUAGACUAUGAAGUCUUGACUCAUCCUAGGUUUUAGGGUCUUAGGUUUGGGCCUCACACCACUUGCCUUUUACAGUCUACCUAUACCUAAUGCCUUUAAAAAAGAAAAGUUGAUGAGAAUGUCAUCGGCACUUUUUGACAUAAUGCUUAUAGCAAGCUAAUAACAAUUAGGUUAAUAGUGUUUCUAAAGACCUUCCACUCUGAAAUGAAAUAUAAUAGAAAAAUGGAGUUUGAAUGUAAAACCUGAGGGG